GGGCGGCGGUGAGUUUAGAGGGUCUCUCUCCACCGGGGUGACGAGUCAGGCUGCGGGAGCAAGAGGGGAAAAAACACGCAAAAUAACCACCACAAAACCGACUAUUUUCGUCCUUCCACCGCUGGAUACGUACCUCGCCCUGGGGUUGGAUUAACUUGAAGCCACUCUUUUUUUAGUUUUUUCUUUUUAAUUUGCUUUAGAAGACCCCCGCCGCUCCGCCGAAGACAAUGGGAUCCCAGUCAUCCAAGGGAGAGGUGGCCGCGGAGGCGAACGCCGCCGCCGCAGACGGUGCUGCGGCUGUCAAGACCAACGGACAGGAGAAUGGACAUGUGAAGACCAACGGUGAUGUCUCCUCCAAGCCCGACGGAGACGCCGCCGCCACUAACGGCUCGGCUGAGGCGGCCAAGGAGCCCGAGGCCGGCGCGGGAGGCGACGCCAUCGAGCCGGCCCCCGCCGCGGACGGCGAGGCCGCCAAACCCGAAGGCGAGGCCGCGGCCAAGGAGACCCCCAAGAAGAAGAAGAAGAAGUUCUCCCUCAAGAAGUCCUUCAACUUCAAGCUCAACCUGAAGAAGAGCAAGAAGAGCGAGGCGGUCAAGGAGGAGGCGGCCGCUGCCGCCGCCACCGCCGCCACCCCCUCCGAGGAGAAGCCCGCUGAGAACGGAGCCGCCGCUCCGGCGGAGGAGAAGAAGGAGGAGGUGAAGGAGGAGGCCGCCGCCGCCGCCGCUGCCGCCGAGGCUCCGAAGGCGGAGGAGGGGCCGGCUAAAGAGGAGGCCCCCAAGGAGGAGGCCAAGCAGGAGGCAGCUGCUCCGGCCCCCGAGGCCACGAAACCCACAGAGGAGAGCAGCUCGACCCCCGCUCCCUCUGAAAAGAAAGAGUGAUUGUACAUUCAGCUCACAAUGAACUGAGUGAACUGUUUUUCAAGAGAGAGAAAGAGAAAAUUUAAGAGUAUAUAUAUAUAUAUUUAUAUAUAUAUGUGUAUAUGUAUACAUAUGUAUAUGGAUAUAUGUAUAUGUAAAUAUAUACACAUGUAUGUGAGAGACUCCUUCGACGUGCCACUUUUUUCGUCAUGAUAACGAGACGACAGACUAGAUUCACUAGAUCACUUCCCCGGUUACUGCUCGACAUCUGGACCCGGACUGAGGUGGAGGCUGUGGGGUUGGUCGAAAGAAAAAAAAAGGAUUUUAAUGGCUCGAACGCCACCUUGUUGACACCAUGAAGUACGGAUGGAUGGAUGGAGGGUGGAUGGAUGGGUGGAUGGGAUGGGAUGGAUGGAUGGAUGGAGUCGAGGCAUCAUCAGAGACGCUGGAUGAGAUACUGGGACACCACCACCACUUGAAAUGACUGUUAAAUAGAGGAAGAAAAAAAAAAAACAAGAAAAAAGAAGAUGAAAUCAGAAAAAAAUUAAAGAGACUCGCCAACUUUUUACAUUCCUAUAUUUUAACCCAAAUUUGAAGUAUUUUGUGGUGUAUUAUAGAGAAAACCAUCUUAAAGAUUCAGAGAAGCUACGUCUUGUUUGUUUAAAGAAAAAAAAAA
This is a messenger RNA of Salarias fasciatus (jewelled blenny), 1533 nucleotides long. RefSeq names its product MARCKS-like 1b (gene marcksl1b). The transcript is spliced from 2 exons. The coding region runs from base 228 to 878 and encodes 216 amino acids. The record is from RefSeq and is a predicted model, not a curated record. NCBI's taxonomy places the organism in Eukaryota, Metazoa, Chordata, Actinopteri, Blenniiformes, Blenniidae. Gene Ontology annotation, biological process: actin filament organization; central nervous system development. Gene Ontology annotation, molecular function: calmodulin binding; actin filament binding. Gene Ontology annotation, cellular component: plasma membrane; cytoplasm.